GAAUGAUUUUCUAGGAAACAUGGCAGCCUCCACCCAAGCGAAGUCGGGAGAUUCGGUUGCUGAAAUAUUCGAAAGCAUGAGCUAUGGACCAGCCCCAGAGUCUCCCGAAGCCGCAAAGAAAUGGCUAGAGGACCACAGCAAUGGCAACCUGGGCCACUUCAUUAACAACCAGUGGAUGCGGCCUGAAGGCAGGAAGGCUUACGAGACGCGCUAUCCUGCCACUGGCGAGGUUAUGGCCUCCACAGUGCAGGGCACGCAGGAGGAUGUUGACACGGCUGUUGCUGCCGCAAAGACUGCGUUUGGGAGCUGGAGCAAGCUGUCGGGACAUGUGCGCGCUCGCCACCUGUACAGCAUCGCUAGACACGUACAGAAACACCAGCGUCUGAUCAGUGUCAUCGAGGCCAUGGACAACGGAAAGACAAUCCGCGAGACAAGAGACUGCGACAUUCCCCUGGUGGUGAGACACUUCUACCACCAUGCUGGUUGGGCCGAACUCAUGGACACUGAGAUGCAAAACUGGAAGCCGAUAGGUGUGGUAGGUGGGAUUGUACCAUGGAACUUCCCACUUAUGUUGCUCACAUGGAAGAUCUGCCCUGCCCUUGCGAUGGGCAACACUGUUGUUCUGAAACCUGCAACUUACACCAGGUUAUCCGCACUGCUACUGGCUGAGAUCUGCGCUGAGGCAGGACUGCCACCUGGUGUUUUCAACGUCGUCACAGGCCCUGGAUCAUUCGGCAGCCUCCUGGCCAUGCAUCCAGAUGUAGAUAAGGUGGCCUUCACUGGAUCUACACAGGUGGGUCAGCUGCUCAGGAGGGCCACGGCGGGAACGGGUAAGAAGAUAUCCCUGGAGCUCGGCGGGAAGUCUCCCAUCGUCGUGUUUGAUAGCGCCGACCUUGACAGCACCGUGGAGGGCAUCGUCGACGCGAUAUGGUUCAAUCAGGGACAGGUGUGCAGCGCGGGCUCGCGUCUGCUCGUGCAGGAGACAGUCUACGAGACCGUGAUCAGCAAGCUGAAGGAAAGGCUGACGCAUUUCCGCGUCAGCGACACUCUGGAUAAGAGCGGGGACAUGGCGGCACUGGUGGACGAGUCGCAGAGGAAGACCGUGGAGCAGUAUGUCGAAGAAGCCAGGAAACAAGGAGCUGAGAUUUUUCAGCCUUCUGCACCUCUUCCUACAAAGGGAUGCUACUACCCUCCCACACUUAUUACAAAAGUGUCAAGUGUCUCCAAGGUCAUGGAUGAGGAGAUUUUCGGCCCCGUGCUCUGCGCGAUGCCGUUCAGAACGGCCAAGGAGGGCCUAGCGCUUGGCAACAACACGCGCUACGGCCUCGGCGCGAGCGUGUGGACCGAGAACCUGCCGCUGGCGCUUGAGGCCGCCAUGACGCUGAAGGCUGGCUCCGUCUGGAUCAACUGCCACAACCAGUUUGACGCGGCGGCCGGAUUCGGCGGCUACAGAGAGAGCGGCUACGGCCGCGACGGCGGCAAGGAGGGACUGUUCGAAUAUGUUCAACCGAAGUGGCAUAACAGAGCAUACCCCAAAGUUGAUCCAAAAUUCGACCUUAAGAAGUUUGGUACAUCGGUGAUGGGCUUGCCAACAUUAGACAACCAAGCUAGUAUGGUGAAUAUCAGUGGCAUGCUGACUCCGGCGGUUGAUCAUACAUACAAGCUUUACUAUGGAGGCAAGCAGGCAAGACCCGACCAAGCGCAUUCUAGACCUGUGGUCAACAACUCGGGCAAAGUCAUCACCCACGUUGCCGAUGGCAACAGGAAAGAUGUUCGCAAUGCAGUGGAGGCAGCAUUCAAGGCCGCACCUGGGUGGGGUAAGAGAGCCGCCUUUAACCGCUCGCAGAUAGUCUACUACAUGGCCGAGAACUUGGAGCUGAGACGAGAGGAGUUUGCUGCCAAGCUGGCUAACGGCACUGGUUGCAGCUUGGACGAUGCUACACGUGAGGUGGACCUGUCAGUCCAGCGGCUCUUCUAUUGGGGGGCGCUCGCCGACAAGUACGGCGGGACCGUGCAGGAGACGAACCUGUACGGCGCGACGUUAAAGAUCCACGAGCCGAUGGGCGUCGUCGGCAUCGCGUGCCCGGACGAGAGCCCGCUGCUCGGCUUCGUGUCGUUGUUCGCGCCGGCCGUCGUCAGGGCCAACUGCGUCGUCAUCGUGCCGAGCGAGAGGUUCCCCGUGUCGGCCCUCGACUUCUAUCAGGUAUUUGACACGUCAGACUUGCCAGGAGGAGUUGUCAACAUCCUGACUGGAAACAGGGACCACCUCACAAAGUACAUAACCGAGCACCAGAAUGUUCAGGCGAUGUGGUACUUUGGCUCGGCAGAGGGCGCCAAAUUCGUCGAGACGAUGUCUGCGGAGAAUCUCAAGCGGACGUGGGUGAGCUACGGCGAGACGCGGGACUGGAGCAACCCCGCGCAGGGACAGGGAGAGGAGUUUCUCUACCACGCCUGCCAGGUGAAGAACAUCUGGGUGCCAAUGGGUGACGUCUUCGCAAACUAGCCGGUGAAGCUCCCCCCCGAUUUGCUGCGUCCCUGCGUGCGGUGCGAGCCGUGAAAGACAUGACCCCCGGGUAGGAUCUGAUAUACGCGAGACAUUGUAAGACCAGAAGAAAAAACGAAAAACAGCUCUAUAUGUGCUGCGUCGAAUGUCAUAGGUUUGCUGAGUUUUAAAGCUUGUAUCAGUACUCGUAUAAACAAGUAUACUUGCUACUAUGCCUAAACUGUCAUCUAAGUUUGCAGUCACGUUGAAGAAGUGUUUGGUUAACGUUGGUUGUGCCAGAAUGAGGAAGAGCAUAGGUCUGACACUGUAGUCGAUUACCUGAAUUUAAAUCAAUCACAGAUCUGGCCUGUUAUAAAGCUAGUCUGAAAUUUCCAUUCUGGCAUAUACAUAUAUCGAUGUUAUUACAGUUGUUGUAGGAAGAGUUACAUAUUUAUUUCCUAACCCCGGUGUUAUGUUGAGAAAAGUAGUGAAAGAAUGGAGGUAUUGUUAGCAAGACGUGUAGCCAAUUAGCAUGGCUAAUCCACAAAACGUAAACAGGUAUGUAUGAAAUAUAGAUAGACAGAGAUAUAUAUGUGUGCAUGAUAUAUAAGGAAUGGUGACUUCUGGUUUGUUAAAUAGGCAUUUAUGACAGGUGUGAGUCUUGCUUUUACAAGCAUGUUUCAUCACACUCAAACAAUUAUUAUGUAGGGCUAGGGUGUGUUGAAAUAUGUCAAUUACAUAUUACAUAAAUUUACCUGAAAAUUUGCAUUAAACCAAAGCUAAAUUUGCCAGUGAGCAGAUGUAAUUAAUAUUAUAAUUACUAGUUAUAUUAAAGGUUAAGCAUUUAGACACCACAUCUUGCAUAAUAGAAAAUGCAUGGCGAUUAUAGACUUCCAACGAAAAAGCCAAAUGCGCAGUAAAAUAUGAUUAAAAUAUGCAACAACUAUUGAAAAAUGGGACUAGGCAGUUUCUGCAACUUGUAGAAAUGAGUAGAAAUAAAAUUGUAGUCAUUAAACA
Priapulus caudatus is the source of this 3499-nucleotide messenger RNA. RefSeq names its product aldehyde dehydrogenase family 16 member A1-like. Gene Ontology annotation, molecular function: oxidoreductase activity, acting on the aldehyde or oxo group of donors, NAD or NADP as acceptor. The transcript has 15 exons. The coding region runs from base 20 to 2503 and encodes 827 amino acids. Lineage: Eukaryota; Metazoa; Priapulida; Priapulimorpha; Priapulimorphida; Priapulidae. The record is from RefSeq and is a predicted model, not a curated record.